Messenger RNA from Entamoeba dispar SAW760, 1173 nucleotides. RefSeq names its product vacuolar amino acid transporter, putative. Gene Ontology annotation, biological process: amino acid transmembrane transport. Gene Ontology annotation, molecular function: amino acid transmembrane transporter activity. Lineage: Eukaryota; Evosea; Mastigamoebida; Endamoebidae. The record is from RefSeq and is a predicted model, not a curated record. Bases 1 to 1173 code for a protein of 390 amino acids. The transcript has a single exon.
AUGUCUCCAUUUGCAAAAGGUGAAUCAGGAAUUAUUGCAACUAUAUUUAAUCUUGCAAAUACAAUUAUUGGGAAUGGAACACUUGCAAUGCCAUUUGCUAUGUUAUAUUCAGGAUGGGGAGGAGGAUUAAUAUUAAUGACAGGAGCAUAUAUUUUAUCAGUUAUAACAAUUUAUUUUCUUACUAUUAGUUGUGAAAUUACAGGGAAAGCAACAUAUAAAGAAAUAUCAAAAGUUAUAGGAGGGAAAUUAUUAUCAACAAUAAUUCAAGCAAUAGCAAUGUUUUAUACUACAGGAACAUGUAUUGGAUAUAUUAUAUUUCUUGGAGGAUUUUUACCAUAUAUUCUCAAUACCAAUUCAUUUUAUAGUGAUCGUUCUUUUCUUAUUAUUAUUAUUUCAUUUAUACUUAUUUAUCCAUUAAGUUUUUCUAAAACAUUAGAUGCAUUAAAAUAUUUUUCAAUAGGAGCAGUAAUUUGUGUUACUUAUACAGCUAUUGUUAUUGUUAUAGAAAGUUUUACAACUUAUUAUUCACCAGAUGUAAAAGCAAUUAUAAUAAAUUGGUCAACAUUUAGAGGAUUUCCUAUUAUGACAGGAGCAUUUUGUUGUCAUUAUAAUAUAUUUAGAUUUUAUGUUGAAUUAAAAAAUAGAACAGUAAAAAAAUUAACAUAUAUUUCAAUAGUAUCAACAAUGAUUGCAUAUAUUGCAUAUGCAUUAGUUGGAAUAUUUGGAUAUAAAUCAAUGGGAAAAGAUGUACAAGGAAAUAUUUUAAUUUCAUAUCCACGAAAUGAUAAAUUUAUUGUAUGGGGAUGUAUAGCAUUUUGUUUUAUUAUGGCAGCAUCAUUUCCAUUAGUUCAUUUUGCACAAAGAUCAUUAUUAGAUGUAAUGAUUUUUGAUAGAUGGAAAGAAAGUGGUAUUAGAAGAAUUACUGAAAGUUUAAUUUUAGUUUCAUUUGUUAUUCUUGUUGCUGUUGCAGUAAAAGAUAUUGAAAUUGUAUUAGCAUAUAAUGGAGCUACAUUUGGAGUUAUGAUUGUAUAUGUUUUUCCAGCAUAUUUUGCAUAUAAAUUAACUAAAGGAUGGAAAAAAAUAAUGGCAUUAAUUGUUAUGAUAUUAGGAAUACUAAUAGGAAUAGUAGGAGUAAUUUUAACCACAUUAGAUUUAUGUGGUGUAUUUAAGUGA